This is a messenger RNA of Babesia ovata, 1368 nucleotides long. Its product is annotated as ABC transporter. Lineage: Eukaryota; Apicomplexa; Aconoidasida; Piroplasmida; Babesiidae. The coding region runs from base 1 to 1368 and encodes 455 amino acids. The record is from RefSeq and is a predicted model, not a curated record. The transcript is spliced from 6 exons.
AUGUCGUACGGUUGGCUCAGCGAGAGCACACUAGCUCCGCGCAAAGCCCGCUCGCUCCAGGUACCGAAGGGGUCGGUUUCGGUUCUGAAGCGUAUUAUCAGCAAGCACACUUCCGACGGCUCGGCGUCGGCCCCCGCCGCUAAGUCACGUCGAAAAAAGGACCCUUUUGCCGAUAAGAAUCCCGGCGUUGAGCUCCGCAACCAGGUCGACCGCGUCGGGCAGUCUACCUCCUCCGCGCGCGUUCGCGAGCGCCUGGAGGCCAAGGCACGUAUAUACGAGUCACUGGCGGAGGGGCGCGAGUCCGAGGUGCCAGAGGGACUCGAGGUUUUGGUGAACUUUCAGUCCAAGCGAGAGCUUGACAGCGCUUCGUGCACAGUACAGGGCCCAGAAGGCGUCACUUUGCUGCAGAAGGCUCCUGAGGCGCCAGUUGUAUCGGAUUCCGAGAACGUGGUCAACGAGGAAUCGCUAGACACUGUAAGGUAUGUCAAUUUAUGCACUUUCGACAUUGCUAAGGGCUUUCUCCGACGAAGAGUAGCUGCGUUGCCGCGUGCCCGCGCCCAGGCGACCUCAGGGCGCACAUCGAGCGUGGCGCGCAGCACGCCGUAUCGCAGUGGAUGUUGGAUAUCGUAUAGAGCAAUGGCGAGAGACCGGUUGUUGCUAUCCGAUGUCGUGGAGGGUGUGCCCGCGACGUGGUACCGCAGCACGUUCUCCGCGUACGUGCCGACGCGCAGAGAGGUCGAAACCGGCGCACGGUCGAUUCCCACCCAGGUGGUCCACCCUGACGGCUCAUUCAGCGUGGGACUGGAUGUUGAGUCGGUUGGUCCACAGAAACAUGGAGCAAGUCAGCCGCAAAAUGGUACAGUGCCGGUUCUUUCUGCAGCUAACAUAUGCAGAGACCGAGGAAGAAGAGGACUAUUCGCUAGUUGUCUACGCCUCAGGGCGAGAAGUACGCAAGCGGGCCGUGGCGCAGGAACAUCCUCUGAUUCUGCUCUCCUGCACGAUAUACACGAUAAUGGUGCUCUGGCUAGGACCGUUCGCAGCGCAUUCCCCGGACGCCACCGAGAGGACCACCACGCUGCUAUGGCUCUGCUGGUGUUCGAUAUUCGACGUGAUUGCGCUGAUCGGCGUGCUCUGGUAUUACGGAUACUUCGAGCUGCUGAGCAUCAACACGACGCUGCUGGCCUGCAUUUUGGUCGUGCUGCUGCCACACAUCGAGAGCGUGUAUUCGGUGUCGUUGGUGUUCGGGCACGUGUUAACGCUGGUGCUCACCAGCUACUCGUUGGCCAAGUGCGAGCAUCGGAUGUUCGUCAUCCCAAACUUCUGAGCGGCUUCGGGUCGCUAUUAUCGCAACCAAUGGAAAUUGUAUAG